Messenger RNA from Myripristis murdjan (pinecone soldierfish), 2223 nucleotides. RefSeq names its product polymerase (DNA directed), gamma 2, accessory subunit (gene polg2). NCBI's taxonomy places the organism in Eukaryota, Metazoa, Chordata, Actinopteri, Holocentriformes, Holocentridae. The record is from RefSeq and is a predicted model, not a curated record. Gene Ontology annotation, cellular component: mitochondrion; cytoplasm. The transcript is spliced from 8 exons. Gene Ontology annotation, biological process: mitochondrial DNA replication. The coding region runs from base 348 to 1727 and encodes 459 amino acids.
GUGAAAGGUUCACUUCCGGGGCCAGUUUUUUAUGUCAACUUAGUUCAGCGGUGAUUGAAUGAAUAUUCACGUUGUGAAAGUUUAGCGAGUGUGAACGUCACUCUAGUUCACAUUAUCCGACACGCGCAGGUUAUCGCAGACGCGAAGACAAGCGAACAACCGUGUUUGUCAUCGAUUAUUAUAGCGAUGGUGAUGUUUAUUGUCUCCGUGCGAGGCAAAGUUGCACAGAGGACAGCACAUGCCCGUCACAUUUGCAGGCCAGAGGGUGGGCGUGCGCAUUCAUCUUCAUAUUGAUAAUAUUUGCACUUCUAUUUGUCGCCAUCUCUCAUUGAGGGGAGUUAUAAAUAAUGUUGACUUACUGCGUCAGACGCCUCCUAACAAGACAGGAGUCCUCACACACCUCACUGUUCAGCGUGUCCCAGGCUCUGCAGGUCAUCAGGGGACGCUGUAGCGAUACACAUGAGGAUUUCGAUCAAGUCUCGACUUUACUGAACCUCUGCACCGACAGGCACUACAUCUCCCCCGACCAAAGCCACAGAGACUCAUUCCAGCGCGGGCUGAGCUGCAGCUACGCCCCCCUGGGUUUGGAGUUGAGGAAGAACCUCCUGGAUCAGUGGUGGCACUCUGUGACCAGGUCCAGGGCUCAGGUGUUUGGGAUCAGCACUCUGAGCUGCAGCCAGGAGAGAGCCGUGGGUGGAGACAGGGAGCUGAAGGUGGUGGACACUGAGAGCCUAAACCAGGUGCUGGACCUGAAGGAGCUCAGCAGGGCACAGCUCAGCCAGGAGGCACAGAGGCUUCUCCGGAGGAUGGCGUCUUUAAGAACAAACAUUUUUCAAGGUGCUUUGGAGCAGUAUGUCCCCUCACUGGAUCUGGUGAAAAAGAAGUUGCCCUUUGGCCUGGCUGAGACCGGCCUGUGCUUCCAGCCGUCAGAUGGCUCUGGUUGCCCAGCAGAAGUGACCCAGACGUCUCUUGUGUGGUUCUGCUCUCCUCGGACGUCCGGUCAGUGGCUCGACCACUGGGCACAACAGAGGCUGCAGUGGUGGAGGAAGUUUGCCUUGGGUACAUCAGACUUCAGUAGCAGUGACAUCCCAGAGGAUGAGCUGGGAGCGGGGGUAUCUCGCGGUGUGAGGAUCCUCUACAGUUUCCCAUGGGGAGCUGAGCCGCUGGAGACGCUGUGCAACCGAGGAGACGCUGAGCUGCUGCAGGCGCACAAAGGAGUCCGCACCAAACUACUGUGUCGGGACGGGCGGAAGUCGGUGGUCCCUCAUGUGGUCUCUGUAACUGGGAACAUGGACCGUGGCGUGAUGGCUUACCUGUGCAAUUCACUACAACAGCUGAAGAGAGUUGAAGACAGCAAACACGUCCUGAAGCAGAGAAAGGUUCUUAAGUUGCAUCCAGUGUUGGCUCCUGUCAAAGUGGCUGUGAUCAUGGUUAGGGGAGCCACAGUGGAGAUCAGGCAGGUUUGUGAAGGGCUGCUGCAGGAGUUCCUGGAGGCGAGGAUCUCAGCUUGGCCUGGAUAUCUGGAAACUAUGUCAACCUCAGUGGAGCAGCUGUAUGCCAGGUACGAUGAGAUGGGCGUUCUCUUCGUGGUGGUGGUCAGUGAGAACACGCUGGAGAGCGGCCUCCUGCAGGUCCGCAGCAGAGACACCACUAUCAAGGAAACCAUGCACAUCUCCGAGGUCAAAAACUUCCUUGCAAGAUAUAUAUCUGCUGCCGACAACAUCUGAGUGGGCUCCCAUUCAUGAGGAGUGCAAGAGAGGACUGCCAAGCACAGAGUAUUUCUGCUGCAGAGACUAUUGUAUGAAAAUCAGUCGCUUCCUGGGAACUUGAUAUGACCCAGACAGGCACUGUGGAUGAACUGUGUGUUCAUGGAUGUUUGGCAGAUAGGUGGCCGUUCUGUUUUUUCACCUAGAGAGCAAAGACACUGAAACCAGAAUUGGCAGAAUUGGAGGAUGAGAUGUGCAUACUGCAUAGAUUGCAAAGUUCUUGUACACUGACAUCAUGCUUGAACCCCUCAAGUCCUAUUGGCCAGUUCCCCAGCUUGCACCUUUAUUUGCUUGAUUAUAUCCCGAGGGGAAACGGUGGGCCUCAUGUGCAUAACAGCAUGUGAUCAGGACUGUGUCACUGUGAAAAAUAAGACGGACGAUUGGCAAAGUUUGGUGUGUCUUUCAGCUUUCGGCAAAGUAUACAGUAUCAUUAAAAUAUCUCACUUUUUUAAUUGUU